AUGCCCCCUUUCAUACCCUCUAAGCGUCUCUCUUCCGAGGAACCUCCCCCUCCCAAACGCCAUGCUUUUGCGAAGCCGACUCCCGCAUCUCCGUCGUCCAGCUCUUCUCUAACCCCCGUCUCCGAUUCCGACUUGACCCCUCUUCCUACCGAAUUCGAGAAUGAUAACGGUGAUGAAGUGGAAAACGAUGAGAAAGAUCUUUCUGAAGCUGAGAGCGCAGAAUCCGACGAGGUCGAUUGGGAGGAUGCGAUCCAAUCCGCUCCCACCUUUGCGCCGGGCUUUGUCUCCCCGCAGGAAAACUUGGAGUUGACUCUAGAUCGCAACGAGGUGCACCUGGAAGACAUUCUACAAGUGUUUACUUGCGCAUAA
Molecule: messenger RNA, 369 nt
Organism: Aspergillus calidoustus
Lineage: Eukaryota; Fungi; Ascomycota; Eurotiomycetes; Eurotiales; Aspergillaceae
Source: the annotation of a GenBank genome assembly